GCGCCCCCUUCCUAAAUGACGUUUUUCAGGGCAAAGCGCCCCAAAACGGGCCCUGAGGGAGCCUUGACGCCCCCCCCCCACCACCACCACGUGACCCGGCGCCACACAACCCGCGCACCCCCGCCCCCUCCCUUUUCGGGGCGUGGCUUCGCCUCCCUCAUCCAAUCGCCGCCGCCUCCCCUCAUCGUCCUCCCGCUCCGAUUGGCUGCAAGCGUCGGGGGGUGGUUCGCGCGUCUCGCCGGAAGCGCGUCAUUUCGUCGGCGGGCAGCGGAGGAGGAGGAUGAGCAAGGGGCGGGAGGGUCCCGCGGCGGGCGGAGCCGCCGCCGUCCUGCUUCGGUACCUGCGGGAGCAGAACCGGCCUUACAGCGCCCAGGACGCUUUCGGGAACCUGCAGCGGGAGCACGGGCUGGGCAAGGCGGCCGUGGUGAAGGCGCUGGAGCAGCUGGCACAGCAGGGCCGCAUCCGCGAGAAGGCGUACGGCAAGCAGAAGGUUUACUUCGCCGACCAGAGCUGAGGGAGCUGAGCGGCUCCAUGACGACCCCCGAGAUGGCCCGGGAGGUCGAGGAGCUGAGGAAGGACUGCGCCGGUUACGCGGACAAGCUGGAGAGGAUCAAGUCUGCCACCAACCACGUCACGCCGGAGGAAAAAGAGAAGGUGUGCAGCGAGCAGAGGCUGUACUGUAAGGAGUGGCGGAAGAGGAAGCGGAUGGCGACCGAGCUGCUCGACGCCAUCCUGGAGGGGUACCCCAAAAGCAAGAAGCAGUUCUUCGAGGAAGUUGGCAUAGAAACGGAUGAGGACCACAAUGUCACCCUGCCAGCAGCUGUGUGAGCCCCGUGUCCUGUUGAGGUCGGGUGUCUUCACGGCGCUGUGGCCAGGAAGGUGUAACUGCACUGUUCUGGAGGCUCUGGUGUUGUAGCAAGAAGAGGAAGCCUGGUACAGGUGAAUGAACUGGUUUUGGUUUUGGCUGCAGAGCCCUAGCACGAGUUCAGCAAACUGAACUGCAGGGGGCGGCUUCCCAGGGCGUGUACGGAGCUGUACACGAGACUGGGCUUCAUUAAACACCAGCCUUUUGUUUCAGA
Molecule: messenger RNA, 1079 nt
Organism: Cygnus olor (mute swan)
Lineage: Eukaryota; Metazoa; Chordata; Aves; Anseriformes; Anatidae
Gene: PSMC3IP
Product: PSMC3 interacting protein
Exons: 8
Coding region: 16-828 (270 amino acids)
Biological process (GO): meiotic strand invasion involved in reciprocal meiotic recombination; meiotic joint molecule formation; homologous chromosome pairing at meiosis
Cellular component (GO): condensed nuclear chromosome; DNA recombinase auxiliary factor complex
Molecular function (GO): double-stranded DNA binding; recombinase activator activity
Source: RefSeq, a predicted model, not a curated record